AAGGUACCUGAUGGAUAAGAACGGUGACAACUGAAUCGGAAACCUUAGUAGAAGGAGAACAGCUCCGGCGGCAACACACAAGGAGCGGACGAAAGAGGAAAAGGGAGAAAACACUACGGAGAGUGGAUAUUGUUUCGUUACGGAAUACUCCCUAAUUGUGAUGGUAGCGUCGUUGAUAAUGGUAUAGAGCGGUGAUGACAUUGUUGGUGAUGAUGAAAAAUUAAAGGCAAAACAAAUCAUCAGAAGUAAUUAGAUAUCAGCAAAUAAAGUGAAAGUGGGUAUGGUGAGAUUUUGUAGAUACGCAAAAUGGAUUGCACUCUGCGUUAAAUGCUGGGUUACAUUUUGGGGAUUGGUUUUGGGUGCUGUUUGGUUGGCGUUAAAGAAGGUUAUUAGCAGCUCAAGGAGAUCUGGCGCAGUAAUAAGGCCAUUCAAAAUUGCCAGAAAAUUAUGGAGAAGAAUACAAUGGGAAGUUCUGCAGUGGGAGAUGGAAAUCAUUGACCCGCAGCUUAUUAUGUCUGAUGAAACGCUAUAUCAGUCUUUGUUCUCGUGAUAAUUACAGAAAAAUGAAUAUGUGAUUGUUUC
Messenger RNA from Cuscuta campestris, 582 nucleotides. Lineage: Eukaryota; Viridiplantae; Streptophyta; Magnoliopsida; Solanales; Convolvulaceae. The record is from the annotation of a GenBank genome assembly.